GACCAGCUUCCCUUUGCCCCUUUCUUCUAGAUGGUCACCACAUCUGGGAGAUGGAGGCGAAGAUGGACAGAGACCUGUGCAAGCCGAACUCGCUGGUGGUCGAGAUCCCGCCUUUCCGCAACCAGAGAAUAACCAGCCCCGUGCAAGUCAGCUUCUAUGUCUGCAACGGGAAGAGAAAGAGAAGUCAGUACCAGCACUUCACCUACCUUCCUGCGAACGGUAACGCUCUCUUUCUAACCUUAAGCACUGAGAAUGAACCAAGGGGGCACUUUUUCUAAAAGACACAGGAAUGCCGAGAUGCUGUUGCCAUGGAACAGUGUGGUUGCCUUGUAGGUUUAAGCUGCGUUAUCAUCCUGUUAGCAAGACCGUGUCCUCAAUUCUUAAAAAAAGAAGUGAAGCUUUCCGUGUAUUUCCCUUUAUUACUGCUGUGGGUGGGGGCUGCAUAUUGGGGUAAUUACCGACCGUUUUGCUGGCUGCUUGCAAAUAUAGAACAGCCCGGGGGAGAAAGAGUACAGCCCUUCUGUGCUCAAAAGCUGAGGUGGUCUAGGUGUGUGUUUAAAUUCUAUAGAUGUUUAAGGUGGAAAAGCAAAUAGUUACAAUUAUUUUGCAGGUGCCUUUAGAAAUAAAUCUAUGCUAUUGAGCCUAAA
Molecule: messenger RNA, 647 nt
Organism: Leptonychotes weddellii (Weddell seal)
Lineage: Eukaryota; Metazoa; Chordata; Mammalia; Carnivora; Phocidae
Source: RefSeq, a predicted model, not a curated record